Molecule: messenger RNA, 1895 nt
Organism: Anguilla rostrata (American eel)
Lineage: Eukaryota; Metazoa; Chordata; Actinopteri; Anguilliformes; Anguillidae
Product: RING-HC_RNF170 domain-containing protein
Exons: 6
Coding region: 704-1438 (244 amino acids)
Molecular function (GO): ubiquitin protein ligase activity
Source: RefSeq, a predicted model, not a curated record
AAAGUUACAUACAUGUACACAGAUUCAAAGGCAUUGCAAAUUUUGUUGAUAAUUUGUCACAGUGGCACAACUUCUUUUUAGUUGUGUUUUCAUACUUUGUGAAGCAAUUACAAAAUCAGGAAUUAAGAUAGUUUACAUUAACUUAGAAAGGAUAAUAGGACAUAAAAGGCACUGAAAGGCUGUUCUUAAACAUAUAAAAGGGAAUGUAAUAUGGAUUUUUACUAUAGUUGAAAAAUUCCAUGUUGUCAUAUGUGGGACAGGGCAUUAAAUUGUGUAAACAUAUGGUAAAUGAUUGCUGAGGUUGCCGUGAUAUCCUAAGCGUACCAUACUUUUAAAAAAGUAGGCAGGGUUUUCAGUCUUUAACCAGAAAUGGUGUCACAUGACCAAAAUAGAGCAGUUUUCCAACAGACCAAUAGGGUCCAAAUUUUCCCGCUUUGGAGUGAAUUUAAAAAGACAUUAAUGUGAUAACUAUACUAUCCUAAAUCCCACAGAUGGAUACAUUUGACUGGGUGAUGAAGGUUUGAUUUUUUGGGGGGGUAUAUAUACUGUAUGCUUUGUUAUUUGUCCCCAGCUUGGCUAAGGAGCCCCUUGGUGAAACUGAAAACUGUAGUUGAUCAUUAACUGGCCAGUCAGAUUUACCACGUUCAGUCAUGCUGUCAUGUAGCACUUCCUACUAAGAACUGCGCGGAAACAGACUGAAACCAUGUCUAUCUGCAAAAACAUACAUUUAAGGUCUGGCCUCUUGUCAGAGAGCAAAGGGCUUCAAUGUCAGUUUUAUGCCACUUCAGAGCCAGCAGGGAAGCCAGGUCACCAACCUCACGUGAGUUGCAAUAAGGACUGCCCUCAGCACAGUCAGUCUUGUGCCCUCAGAGACUGGCACUGCCCAGUGUGCCUACAGACUGCCACCUUUCCAGUAGAGACUAACUGUGGGCAUCUUUUCUGUGCUCCGUGUCUUAUAGCCUACUGGAGACAUGGGACCUGGCUUGGUGCCAUCAACUGCCCUCUCUGCAGACAAAAAGUUAGUGUACUAUGCCAUCUAUUCAGUGAAAGCAGAACAGACCGAAAAGAAAAGCAAGUGAUGGGGGACAUUAGAGAGUACAACAAGCGUUAUUCUGGAGCACCAAGAAGGGUUGCAGAUUACCUGUACGACACGCCCCUGUUCCUGCACCUGCUCCUGCGCGCCAUGAGAAACAUGAGCGGUCUGGUGUGGCUCUUCUUCCUGCGGGUGGCGGUGUGCUGUUUCGGGGCAGCCAUGUCCCUCGCCUCCCCCCUCGAGGCCAUUCCGGAGCCCUCCUGCGGGGUCCUCGGGCUCCUGGAUGACCUCGUGGUGGUCUUCCUGCUGCUCAUGUCCGUCCUCAACAUCAAUCAACAGAUGGGGAGGGAGAGGACGGCCAUCGCUCAAACUGCCACUCGAGGUGUCCUCACAGAUUCACUUUAGCGUAGACACGGCGCAAGGCACUGCCGCUGCACAGUGCAAUGCCCAGGGCCCAAAAUCACGACCGUUUACAGCAACAACAGACCUGCAGCACGCAAGUCCUGUCAGGGAAUGGCUUCUCUUAACAGAUCAUUUUAUUAUGAUAAAAAUAAGCACUGAUUCAAACUAUGACCAGAAUUUAAAAAAUAAAAUAAAAUGGCGACACAAGUCCUCAAAUCCCCCUAAACAUUAUUUUAUAUUGAACUAAAUGGAUGGCAUGCAAAUGACUUACCUUCAGAUAAACACAAUCAUUAAAUUAUCUAUUAAAGCUGCUUCUUUUAUUUCUGUUUAAUAUUCCCUCACACUGGCAAUAGAUUUACAAGGAAGCACUGUACAUAUGUGUACUGUACAGUACAGUAUUUGAUGUUCAGAUUCUGUGUUUGUGUAAAUAUAAAUAUAAUAAAUAUAUUUAUUAUUCUGA